Phlebotomus argentipes is the source of this 3269-nucleotide messenger RNA. Its product is annotated as annulin. Gene Ontology annotation, molecular function: protein-glutamine gamma-glutamyltransferase activity. Gene Ontology annotation, biological process: peptide cross-linking. The coding region runs from base 123 to 2441 and encodes 772 amino acids. The transcript has 3 exons. The record is from RefSeq and is a predicted model, not a curated record. Lineage: Eukaryota; Metazoa; Arthropoda; Insecta; Diptera; Psychodidae.
GUGCGAAGAAGUGCUGUGAGCAGUGAAGAUAGAAAAUCUCUCUCUCUAAAGUUUUGUGCUCACUUCCCAUCAUUUCCCAUUUUCUUUUGUGAAAAUUCCCCGAAGUGGUAUUGCUUAUCUAAAUGUGUGCCGCCGUUAGCCAUUGGUUCAGUGACUUCAUCCCUCGGAGAUUCUAUCGUCGACGACCACGAAUUUAUGGAAUUGGACGAGGAAAUGUCCAUCUGCCAAUCUCUCGAUACUAUUCGCCUGGGGACGGAGGCGAUGUCUUGACGGUUCGUCAUGUGGAUCUGUGCCUGGAGCAGAAUGGCACGUCUCACCAUACGAAGCGCUUCGAGUUGAUGCAACGUGACGCGGUGCCAGGUGAAUCCGCUCAGCUUGUCAUCCGUCGUGGGCAGCCUUUCCGGCUGCGCAUUGCCUGUCACCGCCCAUUCGAUCGCACCCGCGAUAGUCUCAGCUUCGCAUUCACGGUGCACGAUGAGAACCGCCCGGGUCACACUCACGGAUCUGCCCUCAAGUUCGGCACGAAUGAUCUGGGCGAUGCGCACGAGUGGGGAGCGACGGUGAGUCAGGUGAACGGGGAUAUAUUGGAUGUCCUGGUGAAGGCGCCGGCUUCUUGUCCCGUCACACUCUGGCGAGUGGACAUCGACACGAGACUUCAGCACAGCGGGUCGCGCGUCUUCACUUUCCGCCAACCCAUCGUGGUCCUCUUCAAUCCGUGGUGUCCAGACGACGAAGUCUACAUGGCAGAGACGCAUCUGCUGGAGGAAUACGUCUUGGCAGACACAACUCUCAUCUGGCGAGGAUCUUACAAUCGCCUCAGGCCUUCUGUGUGGAAACUCGGCCAGUUCGACAGGCACGUCCUGGAGUGCUCCUUGGCAGUCAUUGCCGAGGUGGGGAAAGUCAGUGGGAUUCAUCGUGGAAAUGCCGUUCGGGUGUCGCGAGCUCUCGCGGCUGCCGUGAACUCUCCUGACGACGAUGGCGUUGUGCUGGGCAACUGGAGUGAGGACUUCUCGGGUGGAAUCGCUCCCACCAAGUGGGUGGGAUCCGUGGAAAUCCUGCAGAAGUUCUACAAGAAGAGGAAGCCAGUGAAGUUCGGCCAGUGCUGGAUUUUCGCAGGAGUUCUCACUACUGUUGCUCGCGCUCUGGGAAUCCCAAGCAGGAUCAUAACUAAUUAUGCAUCCGCUCAUGAUACGCACUCUUCCAUGACUGUGGACUACUUUGUGAAUGAGGAGGGAAAGGUGAUGGAAGAGCUGAAUGCGGACUCCAUCUGGAACUAUCACGUGUGGAAUGAGGUGUGGAUGGAGCGUUCAGAUCUGGGCUACGGUCCAUCCGGAUCGUACAGUGGAUGGCAGGUUGUGGACGCCACUCCUCAAGAGCUCUCCGAUCAGAUGUAUCGCUGCGGUCCGGCUCCUGUGAAGGCGGUGAAAAUGGGCGAGAUAACAAAGCCGUAUGAUUGCGAUUUCGUCUACUCCGAGGUGAAUGCGGACAAGCUCUUCUGGCGAUACUCAGGCGUAAAUCAGCCACUAAAGCUGCUGCGAAAAGAUGUUCUGGGCAUUGGGCACUUCAUCAGCACAAAGGCAGUGGGUGAAUGGAAGCGUGAAGAUAUAACAACGUCGUACAAAUUUGAUGAGAAGUCCGACGAGGAACGAGCAACAAUGCUGAAAGCUCUCAAGCAGGCGAAUAGUGUCUACUCACGGUAUUAUCUCAAUGAGGACUUCAACGAUAUAUACUUCAACUUUGAGUUGCGAGACGACAUUGUCAUAGGGCAGAAUUUCACGGUGGUUCUCGAGAUGAAAAAUCGAUCAAGCAGAAAAACUCACAGAGUGGAAGGAACGCUCCACAUUGACACGGUGCUGUACACUGGCAAGCGCAGUGAGCCAAUUAAGGUGGUGCAGUUUCAGCGGGAGUUAAAGCCAGGAGUCACGGAGAUUGUCCGCGAUGAGGUGGUCUUCAGUGAGUACUAUGGCAAACUCCUGGACCAAUCGGCCUUCAAUAUCUCUUGUCUGGCCUCAGUGAAGGACACUGAGUACGACUACUUCGCCCAGGAUGACUUCAGAGUGCGAAAGCCCGACAUCAAGAUCACUUUCCAGGGAACUCCAGUGUCGCGGGAGAGCGUGAGUGUGAUUCUACGCCUGAAGAAUCCCCUGCCGAUGCCACUGAAGAAGGGCGUCUUCCACGUCGAAGGCACAGGUCUGGAUCGUGCGCUGGAGUUCAAGAUUGCUGAGGUGCCUGUCGAUGGAACAGCAGCCGCAACGUUCAAAUACACUCCGCCGUUCGCUGGACGCGGAGCUUUCGCUGCCAAAUUCACAUCCAAAGAACUAGAUGACGUCGAUGGCUUCCUGGCCUUCGAAACUCAGCCACGGCCAGAAGAUGUCAUCAUGACGAAUGGAAGUCAUCCGGGCAUGAAUGACAUCAUAGUCAGAAGGGAUGUUAUCCCGUAAACCAAAAUUGCCAGAGAUACUCUUCUUGUGAAAUGUAUCUGCCAAAUGAGCUUCAAGAGCUUUUCCAAGAUAUAAAAUUAAUUUAAAAAAAUGGCCAUGCGAUAGCUUUCUUAAUGACACUAAACCAUGCAAUUUGUACGCUUUUUUUAUAUGACAAAAAAAUGUAUUGAUUAGAAAUAAAGAGUUCUUAUUUACGAAAGAUCUAAAAAUUUCUUUAAAAUCUCAUUACAGUUGAUUCGAAGUAAUUCUUGUUUAUAUACAAAAUAUAUGUGCUAAAAGCUGCAAAAUCUCUACUGAAUUAUGCUUCAAGUAUUCUUUCCAGUUUUCAAUCUUUUAUUUAUUCACAUACAAUCCCAAGUUCUCUCUUAUGACUUCUCUCCUCUUAAUCCUUUUAAUAAACUUGUAAGAUUUAUAAUCAUAAUUACAAUAUACUUUAAAGGUAGUAGUUGAAAAAAUCAUUGAGUUCUUCUCAAAAAUCCAACGUAAGCAGUGUUUCUCUACACAUAUUGAAGUUGAAAAAUAAAAAUGAAUGAAAAAAUGGCUCUUCUUCUUCUCCAAAGAAAGAAAAAAGAAAAACACUUCAAUUCACAAUAUCCUACGCACUCUCUAAUCUCAGAAAUGUGAAACAGACUCUGAAGAGUUAAUAGAAAUAAUUUAGGGAUAGAAGAAUCUAAAAAUUGUGAAAAAGUACGUUUGCUAGAUUUAAGGAUUUUUCUUGUGUUAAAAUUUCUAAGAAAGUCAAUCUGCUGAGAAUAUUUAAAAAUACUUGCUAUGUCAAAUUUUUUUCAAUUUAUUAUUUUUGUUCUGAUUUUAUUACAAUACUCUCAU